Messenger RNA from Oryzias latipes (Japanese medaka), 1231 nucleotides. RefSeq names its product cilia and flagella associated protein 298 (gene cfap298). The record is from RefSeq and is a predicted model, not a curated record. Lineage: Eukaryota; Metazoa; Chordata; Actinopteri; Beloniformes; Adrianichthyidae. Gene Ontology annotation, biological process: regulation of cilium movement.
GUGCUGAGUGGAUCUCCCCUAAAGGAAGAAGAAGGAUCAGCACAGAUCAGCGGACAGUUAAAAAAAAUGUUUGCACUGAUUUUAAUUACCGGUGUAACUCUGGUCUGAUAGGUACAGAAAUAUUUAUUUGUUAAUUUCUUUUUCCUGGGGGUUCGUUUGUGAGGAUGGUGCAGCUGCACGUGAAACGCGGACAAGAAAGCCAGUUUCUUUUCAAUACCACUGCGCAGGCGCCUCUGGAAACCGUCAUCCAGCAAAUUACUGCCAUUUACAAUGGAAGACUGAAGGUGGAGAGACUAUGUUCAGAGAUCUCAGAGCUUGCAGAUCAUGGCAUCAUGCUGCCACCCAACAUGCAGGAACUGACAGUGGAGCAGAUUGAGGAGCUGAACCUGAGGGAUGAAUGGGAAGACCAGUGCAUGCCCAGUGGAGGGGCAGUAUUCAAAAAGGAUGAGAUUGGGAGAAGAAAUGGACAUGCUCCUAAUGAUAAGAUGAAGGAGGUGUUGAUGAAGACAGUGGAGGAAGCUAAAGCACUCAUCUCAAAUAAGCAAAUUCCCGCUAACGUGUGUGUCACCAUGGAGAUGGUAAAGGAAGCACUGGAUCAGCUGAGGGGUGCAGUCACCAUUGUGUACCCCAUGGGCUUACCUCCUUAUGACCCCAUAAGGAUGGAGUUUGAGGACCUAGAAGAUCUGUCAGGGACUCAGGCAUCUCAGCAGGUUAUCACCAAGGAUGAAUGCCAGCUGUGGUGGGCUGCCAAAGAGUUACAAAGAGGGAAAAAACUGCAGGAUUACAUCGGCAAAAAUGAAAAGACAAAGCUUGUGGUCAAAGUCCAAAAGAAAGGACAUGGGCCACCAGCUAGAGAACCUUUAGUCACGAACGAGCAGCAGAAAGAGAUGAUGAAGCAUUACUACAGAAGGCAGGAAGAACUUAAGAAACUAGAAGAAGCGAAUGAUGACAGCCACCUGGACUCAGAGUGGGCAGACAGACAAGCGCUCAAGCGGCAGUUUCAAGGCCUCACUAAUAUCAAAUGGGGGCCAAGAUGACGCCCACAGCUACAGUAUUGUGACCCAAUUUCAACAGCUUUGGAUGCAGCUGGGUAUUGUGCCUUAUUGUGGUUAGAAAUCUGUUUCAUUUUGCUGUUAUUUGUGGUGAAAUUGAUUUAUUUCCUUCUCAUCUAUCUUGUUGCAGAAUGACAUUUUUACUAUGUGUAAUAAAUAAAUAAAUAGAUUCUAAUGUA